AUGCUGUUUCCUAGGCAAGGAGGCAAGGGAGCCCAGCGCCUGCUGCUCUUCGUUUUGUUCCUCGCAGCCUGGAAGACUGGGAGUGGUCAGGUCCACUACUCGGUCCCGGAGGAGGCCAAACACGGCACCUUCGUAGGACGCAUCGCGCAAGACCUGGGGCUGGAGCUGGCAGAGCUGGUGCCACGCCUGUUCCGGGUGGUGUCCAAAGGGCGUGGGGACCUUCUGGAAGUAAAUCUGCAGAAUGGCAUUUUGUUUGUGAAUUCUCGCAUCGACCGCGAGGAGCUUUGCGGGCUGAAUCUGGAGUGCAGCAUCCACCUGGAGGUAAUUGUGGACAGGCCGCUGCAGGUUUUCCAUGUGGAGGUGGAGGUGAAGGACAUUAACGAUAACCCACCGGUUUUCAGAGGGAGAGAACAAAGGUUAUUUAUUCCUGAGUCUAGACUGGUGGAUUCACGUUUCCCGAUAGAGGGUGCUGCUGAUGCGGACAUUGGGACCAAUGCUCUAAUAACUUACACCCUCAGCCCCAGUGAUUAUUUCUCUUUGGAUGUACAGGCAAGUGAUGAACUGAGUAAGUCACUUUCACUUGAAUUGAGGAAAUCUUUGGAUAGAGAAGAAACACCAGAACUUCGUUUAUUAUUGACGGCCACUGAUGGGGGCAAACCAGAGCUGGAAGGUACAGUUCAGCUGCUGAUCACAGUGCUGGACGUUAAUGAUAAUGCCCCAUUGUUUGCCCAGGCUGUGUAUAGAAUCCAUUUAUUAGAGACUACAGCAAAUGGAACAUUAGUGACUACAUUAAACGCCUCUGAUGCCGAUGAAGGUGUAAAUGGCGAAAUUGUCUUUUCCUUUGGCAGUGAUGUUCCCCUAAACAUUCAAAAAAACUUCAAAAUUCAUUCCAGCUCAGGAGAAAUUAGGCUAAUUGGUAGACUGGAUUAUGAAGAAACAAAAUCUUAUGAAAUUCAUGUAAAAGCAGUUGAUAAAGGAAGUCCUCCAAUGUCAAAUCACUGCAAGGUUUUAGUGAAAGUGCUAGAUGUAAAUGAUAAUGCUCCACAACUGGCAGUCACAUCUCUGUCUUUGCCGGUCAGAGAGGACACCCCACUCAGCACCGUCAUUGCUUUUGUUUCCGUGUCCGACCGCGACUCCGGUGUCAACGGGCAGGUGACCUGCUCUCUGAUGCCUCACAUCCCCUUCAAGCUGGUGUCCACCUUCAAGAAUUACUAUUCGCUGGUGCUGGACAGCGCCCUGGACCGCGAGAGCGUGGCGAACUAUGAGCUGCUGGUGACCGCAAGGGACGGGGGCUCGCCUUCGCUGUCGGCCACGGCCAGCGUGUCCGUGGAAGUGGCCGACGUGAACGACAACGCGCCGACAUUCGCGCAGGCCGAGUACACGGUGUUCGUGAAGGAGAACAACCCUCCCGGCUGCCACAUCUUCACGGUGUCCGCGCGGGACGCGGACGCGCAGGAGAACGCGCUGGUGUCCUACUCGCUGGUGGAGCGGCGGGUGGGCGAGCGUGCGCUGUCGAGCUACGUGUCGGUGCACGCGGAGAGCGGCAAGGUGUACGCGCUGCAGCCGCUGGACCACGAGGAGCUGGAGCUGCUGCAGUUCCAAGUGAGCGCGCGCGACGCGGGCGUGCCCCCGCUGGGCAGCAACGUGACGCUGCAGGUGUUCGUGCUGGACGAGAACGACAACGCGCCCGCGCUGCUGCCGCUGCCUGGGGCGGGCGGCGCGGGCGGCGCCGUGAGCGAGCUGGUGUGGCGGUCGGUGGGCGCGGGCCACGUGGUGGCGAAGGUGCGCGCGGUGGACGCGGACUCGGGCUACAACGCGUGGCUGUCGUACGAGCUGCAGCCGGCGGCGGGUGGCGCGCGCAGCCCGUUCCGCGUGGCGCUGUACACGGGCGAGAUCAGCACGACGCGCAGCCUGGACGAGGCGGACUCGCCGCGCCAGCGCCUGCUGGUGCUGGUGAGGGACCACGGCGAGCCGGCGCUGACGGCCACGGCCACCGUGCUGCUGUCGCUGGUGGAGAGCGGCCAGGCGCCCAAGGCCUCGUCGCGGGUGUUGGCGGGCGCCGCUGGCGCGGAGACGGCGCUGGUGGAUGUCAACGUGUACCUGAUCAUCGCCAUCUGCGCGGUGUCCAGCCUGCUGGUGCUCACGCUGCUGCUGUACGUGGCGCUGCGGUGCUCGGCGCCGCCCAGCGAGGGCGCGUGCGGGCCGGGGAAGCCCACGCUGGUGUGUUCCAGCGCGGUGGGGAGCUGGUCGUACUCGCAGCAGAGGCGGCAGAGGGUGUGCUCUGGGGAGGGUCCGCCCAAGACCGACCUCAUGGCCUUCAGCCCCAGCCUACCUCAAGUUCCAGGCUCCGCAGAUGAAAGACAACAACCCUCAGAGUCAGAACACUUAGGAAAGGUGAGUCUUUUCCAUCGAUUCUAG
Molecule: messenger RNA, 2418 nt
Organism: Prionailurus viverrinus (fishing cat)
Lineage: Eukaryota; Metazoa; Chordata; Mammalia; Carnivora; Felidae
Product: protocadherin alpha-1-like
Exons: 1
Coding region: 1-2418 (805 amino acids)
Biological process (GO): homophilic cell-cell adhesion
Cellular component (GO): plasma membrane
Molecular function (GO): calcium ion binding
Source: RefSeq, a predicted model, not a curated record